Messenger RNA from Formica exsecta, 1228 nucleotides. Its product is annotated as lamin Dm0-like. The transcript is spliced from 2 exons. Lineage: Eukaryota; Metazoa; Arthropoda; Insecta; Hymenoptera; Formicidae. The coding region runs from base 194 to 1228 and encodes 344 amino acids. The record is from RefSeq and is a predicted model, not a curated record.
UUAACGCCUUUGUAUUCUCAUUUAACGCCACUUCUGUAUACAUUAUACGCUAGAUUUUGACCGUAUUGACGUUCGUUCGAAGGCAGGAGCCAGGAGCCAUUCAAGCAAAGAAGCAGAAGAAGAAGCGACACGUAACUGGGAAACCGCAUACGAGAGAAAGACCACGUACCCACUAACCUCAACGACGACAACGAUGCCUAGGAAGAAUACGGCGGCCGCCGCGUCCUCCGCGACAACCGUCCCGUCCUUCGCGACAACCACCGCCUCAUCGUCGUGGAAUAUCAUCCAAUCGCCGCCGAGCACGUUGACGCCGAUCGUCGAUCGAUGGCCAGGCAACCUACUCAAUCUCAACGAUCGUCCAGCAUCGUACAUCGAAACGAUACGUUAUCUCGAUUCGGAGAACUCGCGGUUGAAGCGGGAGGUGCAAACCACCCAGGAAACUUUCACUCGGGAAAUGUCCAACAUCGAGACCGUACUCUCUAACAAGCGGAAGCUGCUCGACGAGGCGGACACAGAACGCGUCAAGUUCGAGCUCAAUAUCAAACGCUUGCGGGAUGAUAACGAAGAUCUCAAGAACAAAUUGGAGAAGAAGACAAAGAAUUUGCAGAUAGCAGAACGAAAUGCAAUGAUACAUGAAAAAGGCUCCAGUGAUUUGCAAUCGUGGGCGAAGUGCAACACACUUACGGAGAUAGAAAGUCGUUCAAAGCAAUUGAAAGCAUUGCUCGCUUUGAAACAUCAGGUGAUGAAGAUGCAAGUCGAUUUUGCAAGCGUUAUCAUAUCACGUGUCUUAUGCGUAUCGUGGAAAAGCCCUAUAAAGGGAAGCAUAUUUCUGCCGCAAAUGGCAGCAUACAUGCAAACACAGAGAAGAAUGAAUUCUAGCGAUAUUAUUCAUCAGGCAUUGCAGGAAGUUUUGUGCAUGUUUUCGAGAGGGGAGGAUCCUUUGAUAGACGUGUCAUCUGGCCGUGAAGACAAUCCGAAUAGUCAAGCGAGUCUUUUGUUAAUUUCUGUGAGGUAUCCUGUAUCUCGUCAAUUUUGGACAACACCAUUAUUAGGCGACAGUUCAUUAGAACCGAAAAGUUUUACUUAUUUAUUAGAUUGUUAUUCAAGAAUUGCAAUGGAAGAAAGAAAUCAUGAAAACAACCGUCCCGUCUUCCGCAACAACCGUACCGUCCUCCGCAACAACCAUCCCGUCCUCCGCGACAACCGCCACCUCGUCGUCGUGGAGUAG